Messenger RNA from Gossypium raimondii (Peruvian cotton), 686 nucleotides. RefSeq names its product autophagy-related protein 8f. Gene Ontology annotation, biological process: cellular response to nitrogen starvation. Bases 144 to 509 code for a protein of 121 amino acids. NCBI's taxonomy places the organism in Eukaryota, Viridiplantae, Streptophyta, Magnoliopsida, Malvales, Malvaceae. The record is from RefSeq and is a predicted model, not a curated record. The transcript is spliced from 6 exons.
CAUAAAUUAAAAAGCUGCAGAUAUUAUUUUAUUUUAUCUUUUGAAGCAAAAGCCACGAGCUUUCAAGCCCUUGAAGGAUUGUUCUUCCUCCAUUGAUCUGCAAAAAAAAGCUUUCUUUUUUGUGUUCAUCUUCUGAAGUAGGAAUGGCAAAGAGUUACUUCAAGCAAGAGCAUGAUCUUGAGAAGAGGCGGGCUGAGGCUGCUAGGAUUAGGGAGAAAUACCCUGAUAGAAUACCAGUGAUCGUGGAGAAGGCAGAGGGAAGUGAUAUACCAAACAUUGACAAGAAAAAGUACCUUGUCCCAGCCGACUUAACUGUUGGUCAAUUUGUAUAUGUCAUUCGUAAAAGGAUCAAACUGAGUGCAGAAAAAGCAAUAUUCAUGUUUGUUGAAAAUGUCCUCCCACCAACUGGUGCCAUUAUGUCUGCCAUAUACGAAGAGAAGAAGGACGAAGAUGGAUUUCUUUACGUUACUUACUGUGGGGAGAACACGUUCGGGGAUCUGAGUUCUUAGUAGUCUUUGGUAGAUUCACCGGGACAUUCGUUUUAUGUUUUUACUCGUAUUCCACUGCAUUUUAUCUACCAUCACCAUGUCUAUUGUCUUUGUGCUGGUAAUGUGGUUUUAAAGACCUGAUGUACAGUUGCAUGCUGUAUAUAACUUUUUAAAAGAUUUCUGCAGUAUGUUUAAAAA